Messenger RNA from Lycium ferocissimum, 1263 nucleotides. RefSeq lists its product as uncharacterized. Bases 1 to 1263 code for a protein of 420 amino acids. NCBI's taxonomy places the organism in Eukaryota, Viridiplantae, Streptophyta, Magnoliopsida, Solanales, Solanaceae. The record is from RefSeq and is a predicted model, not a curated record. The transcript has a single exon.
AUGGCUACUAAAACGAUGAAUAGACCAAGUAUGGCUAAGAUUCGAGUUGAAAUUGAUUUAAUGAAGCCUUUAAUUCAUAAUAUCUGGAUUGGUACUGAGGAUGACAAUGAACCUCUUAAAGGCUACGCUCAAAAAAUUGAAUAUGAAAAUAUUCCUAAGUAUUGUAAGCAUUGUAAGAAAUUAGGACACAAUCUGACGGAAUGUCGUGUGUUAGCAAGGAAAAAAGAGAAUGAAAAGAAAGAAGUGGAAAGGAUGAAACAACACACCAAUCCAAAAGAGGAUGUGCCUAAAACAGAUGGUAAAGAAAUUAUUCCAGAUGGGAAAUAUGAGGUUCAGAACAGGGGAAGAGAUCAAAGGCCCUUUCCAGACCUGAUCAGGAAUAGACGAAGGGGUAGAAGUGAGCCUCCUAAGGUUUUUAAGCCUACGGGUGCUGUAUUUGGUAUUGACAAGCCUAUGCCUAUAUCGGAAAAAAAACAGAAUAUAAGGAAGGAUCAGAAUGAUAAGAAUAUUGAUCGUAAACUGGUUGGGAUGGAGCAAAAGAACCAAGAUGAUUCUAACCAUGAAGAGACAGUUGAGCAGACUGGGCAGAAUAUGGAGAGUCAACAAAAAGAAAUAGAAUGUCAAGGAAGUCCAAAAGAAAAGGGUGACAAUCCUGAUAUCACAGAGAAAGAUCAGCAAGAAGAUCAACCUUUGAGGCAGACUGUUAUGAUCAAUAGUCCAAAUGAACUCACGGUUGAUUUGUUCGAAGGUAAAUGGCAGGAAUAUGGGAGCAAGAAAUCGAAAAACAGAUCAGGCAAGAAGAGAAGAACCCCAAGGAAAAAUGGGAACAAUGAAAAAGACAACAUCAUGAUUACCCAGAAUAGCUUUGAUGAACUUAUGCAAGAAGAUGAAAAUUACAGUGCUAACAAAUCUGAGGCUGAUAAUAGUAAAACAACAGAGGAAAUAAUCAGUGCCAAUAAGACUAACAUAGAUGAAAACGAUGAAUGGGCUGAUAAAGAGUCCUCUGAUGAAGAGAAUACAUCAGAUGACACUGAAGACAUGGAAAGUGAUAGUGACGAAGAGGAGGAAUCGUAUUACAGUGAGCAGGAGGAGCUUCAGAAGCAUAUAGAAAAACAUGAUAUAUCUGCUAAGAAUAACAAGUUUGCUAUGAAAGAACAGAAGGGAGAAAAGGAAGUGAAUCAGAAUGAACCUCCUAAGACAAGGAGACAAAUGAAGAAAUCACAAGAUCACUCCAAAAGAGGUUUAAAUGAUCAAGUUUCUUAA